CGUAUCGAGCACUCCUCGACGUCAAAUCACCAUCUCCAAAUUUCGCUAUCAAAGGUUGCAAUAACGAAGCAAAUAGGCGUGAUAACUCCCCGCUGCCGUCGUUCUUCCCAAAAGCGAAAUGAUCAUACUGUUCCGCCGGUGAGAACGGUCAGACGCGGCACAUAACGUUGUUAGUCACAGGGAAUGCUGUCUGUUCAAAACGAGGAUGCGCCUGUCGAAAUGUCAGAUAUAUAUAUAGUAUAUAUAUAUAUAUAUAUAUAUAUCGGAAGAAGACUGGGACGGAUACCAAGGAGAAAGACCAGCAAUGCAAUCCAGGAUAUUCCAGGGAUUGCGAACAAAGCGCAUUAUGCCGUUUCGGUUGAGAACGUAGCAGUCCAACGGUCAGGCAGCAAACACGGUGGCACGUUUCUCGGCGGAACAGAUCUCGCUGCUCCGUCUCUUUACGCUUGCGCGGCCAGGGCGUCGAUGAGGAUAUUGACAUUUACCGUCGGAUGUCACGCUCCAGUCCAUGAGAGCCAUACACCGUACAUACUAACCACCUACAUCUAUAAAGAUGAACGUUUGCGCAUCGCGCCCGAGGAUAAGCACUGCAAAGUGAUGAUUUUACCGAGGCAGCGCGUUGGACGAUCGCAGAGUCGACGCACUGAGUAUCUCUAACAAAGUCUGACUUUCAAGAAAAGGGUAUCGACGCGUAAAAAGUCUU
This is a messenger RNA of Laetiporus sulphureus 93-53, 703 nucleotides long. RefSeq lists its product as uncharacterized. The transcript is spliced from 2 exons. NCBI's taxonomy places the organism in Eukaryota, Fungi, Basidiomycota, Agaricomycetes, Polyporales, Laetiporaceae. The record is from RefSeq and is a predicted model, not a curated record. The coding region runs from base 184 to 657 and encodes 157 amino acids.